CCGCGGCCAGAUGAUCUAGCCAAUCAGAGGACUGAGCUCCGUCAGAUAACGGUACCAGUCAGACCCCGCGACACGGCGUAAACGGAGAGAAUAUCUGACCAAUCAGGGGGCUGAGCGCGUACACGGAGAGAAUAUCUGACCUAUCUAAGGGGGUGAGCUCCGCCGCCAGUCACCGCGCCACGGAGCUACCGGAGCCGGCUACAGGAGGCGGCAGACUGCUCUUCAUGUGGACGCGGAGGCCCGUCUGAACACCAAGACCCCGCGGAACGCAGCGUUAUACCGGCUCUACUCAGAAGGGUGAAGGCAGAGGAGAACCAUGGCAGAGCCGAAUGCCAGCCGUCCCCAGAGGAAGAUGUCUACGGCCGGGGAGAGUCUGUACAAGGUGCUGGGCCUUGAGAAAGGAGCUUCUCUGGAGGACAUCAAGAAGGCCUACAGGAAGCUAGCAUUGAAGUACCACCCGGACAAGAACCCGGACAACCCCGAGGCAGCAGACAAGUUCAAGGAGAUCAACAACGCCAACUCCAUCCUGAACGACGACACUAAGCGGAAGAUCUACGAUGAAUACGGCUCCAUGGGGCUGUACGUCUCCGAGCAGUUUGGAGAGGACAGUGUCAAGUACUACUUCCUCAUGUCCAAAUGGUGGUUCAAGAGUCUGGUGCUGUGCUGCACAGUGUUCUCGUGUUGCUGCUGCUGCUGCUGCUGUUGUUUCUGCUGUGGGAAAUGCAAGCCGCCAGAAGACGACGGGAACUACCAGUAUGUCGACCCCGAAGACCUUGAGGCCCAGAUCAAAGCUGAGCAGGACGGAGGUGCGCGAGCCCCCAUCGUGAUCCAGCCGCCUCCCACCACCCAAAGAGGCGGCGAGCCCCCCAGGCCCAACGCCAGCCACCCUGCUGCCACCACACCCAAGACCUGAUCCCUGAGCCCCGGCUGCAGAACCCCCUCGGUGGAGCUCGUCCACGGGGUGCUUAGCCCUUCCUUCUUUUAGUUUUGAUAAACAGUCUACUGUCGAUAUCCCCGUUGUUUCUUUAGGUUGGCUGAAACCAGACGAGUUGAUGUUUUGAUGGGUCUGAGCGGUGUUCAGACAAGUGGAUUAUUCUUUUUUUAAGAAGUCUUGAGCCACCUGCUUGAGUUCAGUUCCCUAGCCUAGCAGCAUGAGAUGAGAUGAGACACGGAUCCAGCUGGGGUUACUCAGAGGUCAUCUAUCUUCACCCCCCCCCCUCCCACCUGUACCUUGGUCCUUCCUGGUUACCCCACGGGCUCAACAGCAGGACGGUGUAAGGCUGCGGGGGACCACACCGUCUACCAGGGGGCUUUCCAGUGUGUGCACUGUGUGUGACGCCCAAUCAUUGUCCAAACUCUGAGCCAGAAGGGGACACGAGGAGAGGAGGCUCACCUAUUUGUGCAUGUGUGACUUCCCUAAAUGCAUGCCACCUGAAAGCAUGGGACUCCUUUUCAUGAUCCCUACUCACAUACACAUGCAUACAAGGUAUUACCUCUCCCCAAGAACCACACUGCAACAAACAUUAACACCAGCCCCAAAAUGUCUAACCUGUGCCAUCUUUCAGUAAAGAAAAUACACUAAAUAUACCCGAGAAACGGCCUCAACUCUUCCAGUAAUUAUCGUCAGUACUAAUGAAACCUGUGGGUACACAAAACAAAACAUGAAUAUAAAGAUUCUGUACACACUUUACACUAGGGUUUUAACAGGAUCAGUGCAUGUUUGAUUUUAAACCUUUACUCCUCUAAUAAUGACCCUGUAAAUGUCUUUCCCUCCCACCAAAGCCUCUGCCCUGCGAUGCUCCCUGGAAGAAGUAGAUCUCCAUGAUGCUACUUGCAGGAUUAUUGAUUUAUUUUUUAGGCUAUCAGGUCUAUGCACUUAGGUCAACUGAGAUGCGAUUAUAAUUUCUUGUCUUAAUGAUAUAAUUUUUGGCCACAGGAGGCAUGGUAGUGUUGUAAACUGUUAUUCUUCCAUGUCUAGGUCUUCUUUUUUAGUGUAGCUUGUCUGUGUUGCAGGUUAAGAUGACCAAUGGUUGAAAUGUAAGGCAUUAUUUAUCUGUCACACCUCUGAGAAAUAGAGAUUUGAAGCUCUGGAAGAGGGACUUUGUGGCCAUUUUAAAAUGUCCCACAAUGACGUAAACUAAUUGAAAUCAAUAAUGGUACGGUACUUGUAUGUCUAUCUUUUUUCCAAUUGUAAGAUGAACUCUGAAGGCCACUCAGAGUAUGGUGUAUGUGGUCCCUCUAUUUUUCCCUUAACUUUCAUCAGUAAUGACUAGUGGCUAGUCCUUCUCCAUAAUGUACUGAUGUUGCCUCGUCCAUCAGUUUUAGCCUAGCUGCUGCAGAACCUUUCUUCAGUGUGUUGGGGCCAGGUGUUCGGCUAUAGGUGUCCUUUUAUAAUGCAACGUCCGUCUGUUGGGAUUUUAUUUGACACCUAAUUCAUUCCCAUGGUUUGGUCACCCAUAAACACAGUCACCAAAGCUUAGUGACGUAUACAACACAUCACACUCAAAGGGCUAGGAGCCAGCUGAGUGAUGUUUGUCCUGCUGUAGCAGAUGGAUUUAAGCAUAAUUUGCAUAUGGGAGGCUUGUUCAAUGAGCAUACACACAAUACAGCCCACUAAGUUGAUCCAUUGAUGUAGUUCUGCUUCCUACCCCCUGUUUCCCUGUGGUGAAUCAGCCAGUGCUGUAUGCGAUCUAAUUUCAUGUCUACAUUAGCCUAAUUGGUCAACAAAGAAUUCAAAUGAGCUACAAGAAUUUCCCAUCAAAAGCUAAACUUUCAAGUCUACUGUAAUGACCUCAUCACCUCAUCAUCCACAGACAUUGACAUGCUGUAGUCGGUAUUGUUUAGUUUUUUGAUAAUGAAAUCAAAGUAAAGAAUUAAUUAUAUUUCAUUCACAUGAAAUAUGACCAUAUUGCUAAACUUCUGUCAUGAUUUUUUUAUAAUUGUUUGAUAAUUGUAAAUAGUUUAAGAGUGCAUAGAUGUAUUAAAACAAGAUCUUUCCAAAUCCUUGUCAAUAGAGGUGGUGUUGAUGUUUUCUUCUCGUGUAUUUAUGUCCAAUGAAGAUAAACGGGGGUUGGGGGGGGAUUUAUCAUCUCUCCAAGAUCAAUCACUUUCAUACCCCUUUGCCAAUGAAAAGCAUGAAAAUAACGAUAUAAAUUGUCUGAAUUCUCAAUUUAUAUAAUUUUUUGGUCGUUUUUUUUUUGAGUUUGUUGAAUGAGUGAAUGUGCAAGGAAGUAGGGAGACGCACUUCAAUGGUGUGGAGGAAUAUAGUGUUGGGAACCAAGAGGUCAACGGCUCGAACACACUGAGACCGUCUGGUCGUUCUAUUUCUUGCUUUGGUCAGUACAGCUCCUGGUGGACAUUAUGUCAAUGCAUUUAUAUCAUGAAAACCGGUCAAAUAAAAGGGAGAUUUUCUAAGGAAAUGUCCAUGCUUUGUUUUUGA
Molecule: messenger RNA, 3439 nt
Organism: Gadus chalcogrammus (walleye pollock)
Lineage: Eukaryota; Metazoa; Chordata; Actinopteri; Gadiformes; Gadidae
Gene: dnajc5ga
Product: DnaJ (Hsp40) homolog, subfamily C, member 5 gamma a
Exons: 5
Coding region: 317-913 (198 amino acids)
Source: RefSeq, a predicted model, not a curated record